ACCAAAAAUGAAUAUGCGUUUGAUAUACCUUCCAAAUGCAAAGCAAUCGUGACCAAUCGGUGCAACCUCAAAGUUGUCAGAAAAGUAUUUGACAAUCUAGACGAUGCACAUAAAGAUCGAUUUUUAGAGUCUUGCUUCCGGCCACUAAUAAAUAUUCCUGAGAUCAUAUUGUCCUCGCAAAUAGUCCACCAAGUACUUCGUAGAACAUUGAAAGCGUCCGAAAAUGACAAAGAUGCCGUGUGUUUCAGAUUUGGGGAAAAAGAAGCUAGAUUCGGGUCACAAGAGUUUUGUCUUGUAACCGGAUUUAAGAUUGUGGCGGAUGAUGAAAAUGCGUACGAGGUCCCCAAAAAUAACAGUUCGCUUUUGCAACUGUUCAAGAAGAAGCGGGGGAAGAUCAAACGCAGUGACUUACUCGAGAAAUUUCAUACGCUGGAUAAUGAGAAAGAAGCGGAGACGAAGUACACAUUGGGACUCGUGACGGUCUUGGAGCAUGUUGUUUUGUCAGCAGAGUGCGAAACUCUUGUAGAUGAAGGAUGGUUUAAUUUAGUUGAAGAUUUAGAAAAAUUCAACAGUUAUCCUUGGGGCAACUUGUCGUAUCAGCAAACUGUAAAGUUGUUCAAGCGGACCUCUUUCGGGAAGGGAAAAAAUCCACAGUCCAUAAACUAUUCUUUGCAUGGAUUUCCCAUGGCUAUUAUGAUUUGGGCAUUUGAGGCGCUACCCGACUUAGGAAGAGAAUUUGCUGAAAUAAAUAUUGGUGUCCUAUUUCCAAGAAUGUACUAUUGGAAAAUGAAGAAACAGUUGCGAGGCGAGCUGCUUACUACUUUUUUCGACAGAGUGGAGAUUCAAGUUCGACGAACGUUGGAACCCUCUUCAUAUGAAUUUGAGUCUUCGUAUUUGAACGAAUUGGGUAUAAUUGUCGAGGAAGAAGAUAGUGUCCGUCAAGAUGAGGAUGAAGAAGACACUGCGACUAAAGAUGAUAGAGAAGGCAGUGCAUCUUCUAAAGUUGAUGAUGAUGAUGAUGUGGAUGAUGAGGAAGAAAAAGAAGAAGAAGAAGAAGAAGAAGAAGAAGAAGAAGAAGAAGAAGAAGAAGAAGAAGAUGAUGCGUCUCAACCUGAAGAUGCACCACAACCUCAUGUUUUGGAUGAAGGAAAGAUCGCAAAUAUAGUGAGGAAAGUGGUGAAGGACAAGGUGAGAAAAGUGGUGAAGGAGGAGAUGAACAAUUUGUUUGAGAGAAUGAAGAAUGAGUUUUUUGAAGCAAAAGAUAAACCAUCUAGCCGUGCUACUUAUGAUGUGCCAAAUGAUGAUCCGGAUGUUGAGGUGGAGAAAAAUGUGAGGGAUACGGAGACUGUUGAAUGUGACACGAUGAAAUCACCAUCUCCGAUGUCCGAGCAAGAAAUGGCUGGACUUCAUGGAUUUGAUACGGGUUUUGUGACAGACCCGUCAUCAGCCGUUGUUGUGUACCAAGAGAGACAACUGCCGACACCAAUCGAGAUAGAGGAAACCAUUGAAGAUCUUGAGUCUCCUAAGGGGAGAGGGCACCGAAAGAAAAGAAAGGCCGCCUACGACCCUUAUAGGCCAGUGGAUCCAGCUAAGCUUGAAGAUCUCCAAACGUGGUUGUCGAACUCCCCUAAAAGUGCUGAAGUUGAGUUGUCCUCUGGUGGUCCAGCACGUAAAGUUUUUUUUAAUCAUCUUGUGAACGAUGGAUGGCUUACUAAUGAGGGCGAUGGCCACUGGCUCGCACUGGAGAUUGAUCUAUCCCAGAGAUGCAUUUAUGUCUACGAUAGCGAAACAAGUGUCAUGCGGAGGGCAGAACUGGAGAGACAACUUGAGCCCAUUCGAGUUGUCGUACCGAUGCUACUGGCGCAGCUGAAUGCCAAGUACAGUGGUGAAAAGUUUGAGUACAAAUGGUUGACAUCUCCUAGCCAAAGCAAUGGGUUUGAUUGUGGGAUUUUUACUAUCAAGUUUAUAGAAUUUUUGCAUGCUGGGAAGAAUGUUGAAGGCGUAGAUCAAUCUCGGAUUAGUGCUUGGCGUGUUAAACUAGCGUCUGAAAGAUUUGGUGCUCAUUUUGAUUCA
Molecule: messenger RNA, 2073 nt
Organism: Striga asiatica
Lineage: Eukaryota; Viridiplantae; Streptophyta; Magnoliopsida; Lamiales; Orobanchaceae
Source: the annotation of a GenBank genome assembly